Molecule: messenger RNA, 2077 nt
Organism: Scaptodrosophila lebanonensis
Lineage: Eukaryota; Metazoa; Arthropoda; Insecta; Diptera; Drosophilidae
Gene: Zip48C
Product: zinc transporter ZIP11
Exons: 1
Coding region: 518-1540 (340 amino acids)
Biological process (GO): zinc ion transmembrane transport
Cellular component (GO): membrane
Molecular function (GO): zinc ion transmembrane transporter activity
Source: RefSeq, a predicted model, not a curated record
UGCCGCCGUGCUAAAUUAGUUGUUAAUUGUAACAAACAGUAUUACGCGUUCCAAUUGUUAAUUUUUAGUAACAUUCAACAUUUCGUUAACAUUCCAUCACAUUUUAAAAACCAUAUGAGAAAGGAAGCGAUAAGCAACAAGUGGCAAUGCUGAUAAAGUUCAAGUUAAAAGAAUCAAAAUAAAACGCGAAACACAUUCUGAACAGCAGUCACACAUCUACACCCAACUAAAUAAAUAAUAAUAAAAGAACAAUCUUCUGAUUGUAUUCUUAAAAAAAUUAAUGUCUACGCAAAUACACUUCUACAAAUCACUGCGCUCUGUGGAAGCAAAGAACGUGGCACUUUUCUGUCAGCUCUUCGGGCUGCGCAUCUGUUGUAAAACUUAUGCUGUGUGAACUCAUUGUAAAGCCCUUUGCCAUUGAGGAAAGCUAGGUGUACAAUUAAGGAACUGUUUUUUUUCUGAGACGAGUAGAAAGACGACAAAACAUCUGCGCAGCUACAAAGGAAAGAGCGAAAAGAUGAUUCCCGGCUACGGACCCGUCACGCAAGCGCUGCUUGGCACUCUGCUCACCUGGGGCCUAACUGCCGCAGGUGCAGCGCUUGUUAUCUUUGUGCGAGGAACACAGCGCCGAUCACUCGAUGCUGCCCUAGGCUUUGCAGCAGGCGUCAUGAUUGCUGCAUCAUUCUGGUCACUGCUCAAUCCGGCCAUUGAAAUGGCUGAGACAUCAAAUCUUUAUGGAGUUUAUGCAUUUAUGCCAGUGGCCGGCGGUUUUCUGCUGGGCGCCAUUUUCGUCUACGGUUGCGACAAGUUAAUGUCCUACCUGGGUCUGAACAGCACCAAUAUGAUGAUACAAAUGACACAAUCGAAUAAAGAUAAAGCAGAUAUUGCCAUUGAUGAUCAGAAGCGAAAUGGUGCCACCGAUCGCCACGUGUCCAAGAGUCUUGACAGUUUCUCUGACUGCCUGAGCGUACAACACAGUGGUGAGCCACGACGCCGGAAGAAGGGUGGCAUUCAUGAGGUGGAACAGUGCACAUAUAUAGCUACCCAGGAGGAGCAACGGGCUCAAGAGGCGCUGUCGCAAUGGAAACGAGUCAUGCUGUUAGUGGUCGCUAUAACGGUGCACAACAUACCCGAGGGUUUGGCAGUUGGAGUAAGCUUCGGGGCUGUGGGCUCCACCAAUUCUUCGACAUUUGAGAGCGCCAGAAACUUGGCAAUUGGCAUUGGAAUACAGAAUUUCCCUGAGGGUUUGGCUGUGAGCUUACCCCUGCAUGCUGCUGGCUUCAGUGUGAUGCGUUCUUUGUGGUAUGGACAGCUGUCGGGCAUGGUGGAGCCGAUAUUUGGCGUACUUGGUGCUGUGGCUGUAACCUUUGCCAACCUCAUACUGCCCUACGCGCUGUCAUUUGCUGCAGGCGCAAUGAUCUACAUUGUAGCCGAUGACAUAUUACCGGAGGCGCAUGCUAGUGGAAAUGGAACGAUCGCAACGUGGGGCACAGUGGCUGGAUUUCUGAUUAUGAUGUGUCUAGAAGUGGCGCUUUCGUGAUGGGAAAACAACAAAUUUGUAUAUAGGUGUUCCUGUUCGAGUGAUGAUACCUCUUUUCCUCCAGUCCCUGCACUCCCAACAAAUUAGCGUAAUUUUUAAAUUUGUAGCGUAUAUAUUGUACUCUAAGUACUUAAUGAGCACUUCUAAAUGUAAAUAGUUGGCAUUAUGUAUUUACACAUAUUUUUUACAUUACUUUCUUGUUAUACAUAUGCAUGUAUGUUUUCUUGUAUGAGUUGAACAAUCUCAACAGUGCGAUUGCUAGGAAAAUUGCUCUGUGUGUUAACUUAUGUGUAACCUUAACUUAUUUUAUAAAAACAACAACGUCGACAAAGAUGACAACGAAAACGACGAGUCUGUAUCUGCAUUUGUGGGUUUCUGGCGAAUUAUGUAAAUGACUUCACCGGCAAUUGAUAUAUAAUAUUCUUACGAACUGCGCAAACAUACGUGCAUGUGAACUAGGCUUUAAGUUGUCAUCGCCUAGUGUAUUUCAAACUGUGUAAUAUUUAAGCAAUAAAACAUUACGUAUAUAAGCUGCAA